GCAUUUUAAAGGGGGAGGAGUAGUUAGAAUGUUUUAUGUAAUUUUAUUGGUUGAUUAUAAUUAUAUAGGGAUUUUUUUGUAUUGAAAUUUUAAUUAAAAAAAAAGCAUUGAAUCUCAAUUUAAAUAACAAAAUACAUUAGCAUAAAACAAAUGACAGAUAAUAAUACUAAAAAGGUAUAUAUAUAAAUUAAUAAUUUGUUUAGGAAGCACCACCCAAAAGACCAUAAUGUGCAUUCUUUAUUUACAAAUAGGAGGUGUACUAAUAAGUAAAGGAUGCCAAUCCUGGCAAGAAAAUGACCGAUAUAACUAAAAUCAUUUCUGAAUAGUAUAAACAACUACCAAAGGAUAAAAUUGAUUAAUAUGAAUAGAAGUAUAAGGAUAGUAAGGCUAUCUUUGAAAAAGAAAAGAAGUUCUCAAAUCUUUAUAUUUUUUAGAACUUAUGAGGAUAAAUAUGGAAAGAUUAAGAAUGAAAGAAAGAAGAAGAAGGGUGGUGACACUUAGGCAACCAAAAAAACCUAAAAUAAAAAAUAGAAGAAAUAAGAAUCUGAAGAUGAUGAAAGUAGUGAAGAUGAUGAUUGA
Paramecium sonneborni is the source of this 579-nucleotide messenger RNA. The record is from the annotation of a GenBank genome assembly. NCBI's taxonomy places the organism in Eukaryota, Ciliophora, Oligohymenophorea, Peniculida, Parameciidae.